AUGAACUCCGCUCGGCUUGCUUUUCUUUACGAAUCCGUUCGAUCUCUCGACGAAGAGCGCUGGAGAAUCGAUCUUGACAGAUUUGCUUUAUCUGUUUCAGAAAAGUCAGGCUUUCAGACGCCGUAUGGCCCCACGAUAGACAACGGAAUGGCGUAUAGCAGUGGUGCAUUCGGUCCUACGGCGGGUGGACCGGGCGGGGGGCCGGGCGGGGGCGGCGGGGGCGGCGGCGGGGGCGGCGGCGGCGGCGUCGAGAGUACCACAUACCCCCUGGACUCACCGUAUUUUCCGUUCGGGACCAAGGGUGUACCGGUCACCGUAGGUACCGUCACUCCCACCCCCGUUGUGAAUCCGGCGACCCCCGCUGGUACUAACGGCACACGGUUACCUAAUCCCACUGGCGGCGCCGCAACUGUGAAAAGGAAGAAGGACAACCUCGACGGGACGGAAGGAGAGGUAGUGGCGACGCAACAUUGGUAUGGCUCGGAUGAAUUCGGGCAGGACUCGCCGAGAUACACGUCGCCGAAGGGUGCCCUGUACACGGACUCGUAUUACAUCGAUGGUAAUGCUGCAGGAACCGGUCCAGGCGACCCGUGGACGGGUAGCGGCGGUGGUGUCCAAACCCCAUACAGUGGAUACGCGCCCUCUCACCUAACGCAGCCAGCCUAUGCCAUGCACCUACCCCACGACCCCAUGGCAUACUCGGCGAUGUCGCCGAACGGUGAAUCUGCAGCGCCGAUCCUGGGCUCGGCGGUGACCAGUGCGGCUUCCCUGCCGCCAAUGUCGACAUUCCGGGGUAGUGCCGCGGUCGCGGCGAACAGCGGCACAGGGGCGCCGUCGCCGGCAUCGUUGCAAUAUAGCCAUAGUCCUGGUGCACCAACGACCGCGCCUUCCGCGCCCAACGCUGCGCCCACGACGAACCAGCAAUCCACCACGGACGACACCCUCGGCAAGACCCUCGCAUCCGUCGUGAGCAACCGAAUGUAUACCAAUACGGACCAAUCAGUAUCCAGUUAUAGCAGUAAUCCAUCUACGCCCGUCAGUUCGCCACCACCUUUAACCGGUUCGGCACCAGGUUGGGCACCUGGAGCCGCGCCAGUAUCUCCGCAUUUUACGGCGGACCCCAAUCGUGGUAUUCACAUGCCGGCGCCUGAACAGCAGAGGCUAGACGAUGCCAUCGGCUUCCUUCGCGACCACGCCGAGUUGGUACAGGGGACACGGAUGGAGGAGCGGUUAGACGAUGCCAUAAACGUGCUGAGGAAUCACGCCGAGAGUCAGGCCAUUCAUCUUGGCUCGAUCGGUCCACACGGCGGGAUAUACUCGCACACCUCACCACCGCAGCUGGAUCAUUUGGCGAGUCCACAUCCUGCGGUAACGGUGACGCAACCUCAGGGUUCCUACCCCGGUCUCACGCCUACGCCCGACACGGACGGCUCCAUCAAGAUCGAAAGGUUACCUGUGACGAAUGCCAAAUACAUCCCUACAUUAGAAAAGAGGAAAGACCCGCCCGACAGCAGCGGCGGCGAGACGAAGCCAUCGAGCAGCGACCUCGCGGCCGGGGUGAUCGGGGCUGCUACCGUCAACUCGACGUCGCAAGGAAAGGGAACGAAGCGAUCGCGCAGAUAUUGUUCGAGCGCCGACGAAGACUGCGACGAUCCUGGCACCAAAGCGGUGCGCGAGAAAGAACGUCGCCAGGCCAACAACGUGCGUGAAAGGAUACGUAUCAGGGAUAUCAAUGAGGCUCUGAAGGAACUUGGUAGAAUGUGUAUGACACAUUUAAAGACAGACAAACCUCAAACGAAGCUCGGUAUUCUCAACAUGGCUGUUGAAGUUAUAAUGACACUCGAGCAGCAAGUCAGAGAGCGGAACCUUAAUCCGAAAGCAGCGUGUUUAAAAAGAAGAGAAGAGGAGAAAGCCGAAGAUGGCCCGAAGUUACCAGGCCAUCUUGCAGCGCACAUAGCACAUCCGCAUUCUCAUCCACACGCGCACUCCCAACCGCCCUUCCCCGCAUUACCUGGUCCACAACCUUCCCUUCAGCACAAUCCACCACAGCCGCAGUAGCAGCGGCUCAGUGGCGGUAUCAUUCUGUGUUAAGGGGUAGAUACAUCUUAAAAUCGAUAAGGGACAAGUUUACGAACAUGACUUACGUACCUAUGUAGGAUUUUUCUCUGCUCUUAAAAGUUGUGGGAAUGUGCAAAAAAAAUUGUGGAUAUUAUGUGGUGCAUUAUAUUGACAGGAGAAAAAAAAAGAAGAGGAGAUGAGAAACAUUCUCAAUCACAUUUCUAAAAUAUCUUGUUUAUUGUUUAAUAUUUAUAUGUUAAUUAAUAUUAUAAUGUAACUGUUCUUUUAUCUUUUAUAAUCUAUAUUGCUUAAAAAAUAUCUAUAUCUAUUCGGUUAAGGACAUACGUCUUGACUGUAGCAAGAGCGACACAGGAAUACCCAUAAUUUUUUUUUCGCAACUCUGUAAUAUGCAAUUAAUAAGGGAAGAAGUUCCGUACGCGCUCACCCAAGCAUAGGGCAAGUAGUUUUAAGAGGCAUCUACCCCCUCAAGGCGGCUUGAAAUUAUUUUUAUAAAUAGCGAAAAGAAAAAAACAAAGGAAUAUGGUUCCUCUUUCGAGAUAUAUAAUGUGUAGGAAGAUCGAGGUUUUAUUAACGAUCGAACUUCGCUGCUGACUCAUGUUAAAUUACCCACUUCUGUGUAUACACUACCGACACGUUUACGUUAAAAUGCGCAAUAGCUAGGAAGAGAACUCGAGUUGGCGAAAAAAACAGUCAUUGACUAGAGAUGAAAAUAAAGGCAGCAUAUUUCCGAAUCAAAUAGAUAUAUUUAAAUUUACUUUUCGAGUAUAUAUAAAUUAAUAGACGAAAGGAGAGUUUGCUUAUU
Messenger RNA from Vollenhovia emeryi, 2881 nucleotides. Its product is annotated as transcription factor 12. Gene Ontology annotation, molecular function: protein dimerization activity; DNA-binding transcription factor activity, RNA polymerase II-specific; RNA polymerase II cis-regulatory region sequence-specific DNA binding. The record is from RefSeq and is a predicted model, not a curated record. Bases 1 to 2058 code for a protein of 685 amino acids. Gene Ontology annotation, biological process: regulation of transcription by RNA polymerase II. The transcript is spliced from 16 exons. Gene Ontology annotation, cellular component: transcription regulator complex. Lineage: Eukaryota; Metazoa; Arthropoda; Insecta; Hymenoptera; Formicidae.